AUGGCGCACAUCCCAGAGUCUCCGAGUGAGACCUCGGAGACCAUUGAGACAGGUCCACAAACGGUCUCUGAGACCAUUGAGACAGGUCCACAAACGGUCUCUGAUGGACUUGAAGAAAACAGAGACGAUGAAUAUGUGAUGGCGUCGGCUUCUGCAAGCUUGCCAGAAGAGUCGGCCGAGGCAGAGAUGAUGGUUGCGGGCGCAGAGACCUCGGCAAAUCCGGAUGCUGGACCGGACUUGGCGGACCCUUCACCAAAAGCUUUGGAGAGCCAAGAAACUAACUUCAUGGUCCCCACAGCCCUGCAGCCAGAGCACAGCAAUGCCAGUGAAGUCAGCAAGCUGCUGCUAGUCUCUGACACGGGCUACAGCUAUCCACAGUUUGUGGAGCGGUUCAAAGACACGUCUGCCCAGCCGGUCGUCAAUGAAGUUCGAGACUUCGUGAACAGAUUCCCUGCCAAUCUUACUCGUUUACAAGCAGCCCGUCGCAUCCACGCCUUCCUGGCCGAGGUCACUCCGAAGCUUCUUGCAGCCCAGGCUUUCCGCGAUGGCGAACAAAGCGGGCAAAACGCAUCGGAGUUAGCGAAUGAAGGCCUUGAGAAAUUUGUUGUUCUCAAACUCUACAAGUUGCUCUACCGCCAUGAUCCCGCGGAUAUCCGCGAGGACGAGCGAGUGGAACAGGCCCUCCGUGCCGGUGUCGGCAAAGGUGCUAACACGAUUCAAGCAGCAGUCUCCAAGUUCGAUGCGAAGCAGCUCGAGGUUUUUGAUGCUGCAGCUCUGGAACUGCGCCAAGUGGAGCAAUACAGAGCGCCAAGAGAUAAGCUGAGCUGCUUUGUAAAUGCGAUCCGGCUUGUGGAAAGCAUUGUCGUGGAGCGCGUCUUCCGACAAAAGGGGGAUGCGGGCCAACAAUCGACCUGGGAGCAGCUGUUGGCUGCACUCAUUCUGAAAGCCUCGCCCCCAAAUCUGUAUUCCAACCUUGAGUUUACAGCGGCUUUCAGGCACCCAUCACGCAUGAGCCAUGACGAAGGGAAGGCCUUGGGCGACUUAGCAUGUGCAUUCCUCACAGUUAUCGGCGGCAGCAGCCGCCGUCUCAGCUCUGCUAAACUUGCCGAGAACUCCACUGAUUCUGGAGAUGGCUUGCCUUUAUGGCUGAUGGAUGCCGGAGUCACGUUCAAUUUUUCGGAUCGCUCUGCAGACGACUUAUCAAUUGGGGAGGUGGAUGAGCUACUGGAUGAAUACCAAAAGAUGAUCCGAGCACUAAGAGACCUCGUUGGGCCUCAGGCCCAAAAGACCGCAUGA
This is a messenger RNA of Symbiodinium natans, 1296 nucleotides long. The record is from the annotation of a GenBank genome assembly. NCBI's taxonomy places the organism in Eukaryota, Dinophyceae, Suessiales, Symbiodiniaceae.